AUCAAAGGACCAAACACAGUUUCUUGAGUUUCAAAGUUUUGUUUGGUCCUUUUCUUAAUUAGGUGAUUCUCACUUAUACUUUUUGGAGAGAAAAAAAUGGCAAAAUCUUAUGAAAAUGAGCAUCCAAUUAAGGCAUUUGGAUGGUCAGCUAGAGACACUUCUGGUAUUCUUUCUCCUUUCAACUUUUCAAGAAGGGCUACAGGGGAGAAUGAUGUACAAUUCAAAGUGUUGUAUUGUGGAAUUUGUCACUCAGAUCUUCAUAAGAUCAAGAAUGAAUGGGGCAAUUCCAAGUACCCUAUUGUGCCUGGGCACGAGAUCGUCGGUGUAGUAACCGAGGUCGGUAGCAAGGUAAACAAAGUAAAUAUUGGGGACAAUGUAGGUGUUGGAGUACUUAUUGGAUCAUGUCGAACGUGUAACAGUUGUACCAAUGACCUCGAACAAUAUUGUCCUAGCGCAAUUAGCACGUAUAAUACAAUGUACUAUGAUGGAACCACCACAUACGGUGGCUACUCCGAUCUCAUGGUGGCCAACGAGCAUUUUGUGUUCCGUUGGCCGGAGAAUUUACCGAUGGAAGCCGCCCCAUUGUUGUGUGCUGGGAUCACAACUUAUAGCCCAUUGAAAUAUUUUGGGCUUGAUAAGCCUGGAUUGCACAUUGGUGUUGUUGGUCUUGGUGGACUUGGUCAUAUGGCUGUCAAAUUUGCAAAGGCUUUUGGAGCUAAUGUCACAAUUAUUAGUACUUCUAUUAAUAAGAAGGAUGAAGCUAUUAAACUUCUUGGUGCUAAUUCAUUCUUGCUUAGUCAUGAUCCAGAACAAAUGCAGGCUGCAACAAGCACAUUGGAUGGAAUUAUAGACACUGUUUCAGCAGAACAUCCUGUUUUACCAUUGUUCAAUUUAUUAAAGCCUCAUGGAAAGCUUAUAAUGGUUGGUGCAUCAGCAAAGCCACUGGAAUUACCAGUUUUCCCCUUGCUUAUGGGGAGGAAAAUAAUGGGAGGAAGCAUCAUUGGAGGAAUGAAAGAGACACAAGAAAUGCUUGAUUUUGCAGCAAAGCAUAAUAUAACACCUGAAGUUGAAGUUAUUUCAAUGGAUUAUGUGAAUACUGCGAUGGAACGUCUUUCGAAAUCGGAUGUCAAGUAUCGAUUCGUGCUCGAUGUUGGAAAAACGUUGAAAGCUAAUUGAACGUGCAUGGAAGCUGAUCUGAACACUAUCGUUAUGAAUUUAGAAUAAAAAAUGAGCAUUAUGCUCUGGCAAUUUAAGACUGAUAUAUAUUAUUCAUGGAAUUUAAUUUGAAGGGUUUAUUUAUGGAUGGAAUAAUUGAAUUUUGGCCAUUAGAGAUUCUUAUUUGUACUUUUCACCCUUAAGUCUUUGUUAUUUUAAUUC
Messenger RNA from Capsicum annuum, 1377 nucleotides. RefSeq names its product 8-hydroxygeraniol dehydrogenase. Gene Ontology annotation, molecular function: zinc ion binding; cinnamyl-alcohol dehydrogenase activity. Gene Ontology annotation, biological process: lignin biosynthetic process. The transcript is spliced from 5 exons. Lineage: Eukaryota; Viridiplantae; Streptophyta; Magnoliopsida; Solanales; Solanaceae. The record is from RefSeq and is a predicted model, not a curated record. The coding region runs from base 97 to 1176 and encodes 359 amino acids.